This is a messenger RNA of Biomphalaria glabrata, 6433 nucleotides long. Its product is annotated as centrosomal protein of 112 kDa-like. The record is from RefSeq and is a predicted model, not a curated record. Lineage: Eukaryota; Metazoa; Mollusca; Gastropoda; Planorbidae. The transcript is spliced from 30 exons. Bases 34 to 5982 code for a protein of 1982 amino acids.
CAUGGAUUAGAAACAGAAAAAGAACAACAGCUUAUGCACAAUCAUGGACUUAAAACAAUAAAAGACCAACAGCUCACUAACAGUUGUAGACUAGAAACAGUAGACGCUUCUAAGAAAUCAGAAAUCAGUUCACCCUUUAGUGAGUCCUUUAAAGAAGUUAGUCUUCAGCAAAACUCAAGUCGUGAAACUGAUUUGAAUGAGGUAGAGACUCUCACUGAAAGCAUACGGCCACACUGCAUCAACUCAGCAGAGUUUGUUCAGCAAGUGCACCCAGUGCCAGGUUUAGAUCUUAAUGGCCAGAUGAUAAGAGAUUGUGAUGUGGGCCCUGCUAGACUGGUAGAAAGUUGCCUCAAUACAGAAACUCCAAAUGAUUUCAAAUUGAUCCUCCCAAACUCCCUUUUUGAAAUUCUUCCCUCAUGCCUUUCUAAAACAUCUUAUGUUCCAAAUGUUAGUGAAGCCACAUUAGUCAAAGAUUUAUCAAACCUGCAUACUGUUGAAAGAGAAGUUAAAGAUGACCAAGAUGUACCCGGUGACCCAUCCGCAUGUCUGAUGUCUAACUCUCCAGCCUUUUGUGCCUAUGCAAAAAGACCAAUGGACAUACUGGUUAAGACACCAAUCAAUAGAAUGGACCCCAGGAUUGAACCUCGUUUCUUAGAUUAUGAAACUGCUCAUGAUGUUCCAUGUGCUGUUAAUACUUCAUCAGCUGACAGUCUUUCCAGCAUUUUAAAUGUAACACUUGAACAAAUUCAAGCAGUGUUAGAGAUAUUACCCAAUCCAUCAGGAUGUAAUGACCAGCUGUCCCAUAGCUCAAACUGUAUGAGCAUCCACUCUUGUCCACAUUUAAAUGCAAUGCCCAGUCAUCCCUUCAGUGGACCUAUCACCUUGGCCAGUAUAAAUACUUACUCUCCCCUGUCUCCACUACUUGGCCAAUCAUGUGAAACAUUGCUCACUUUUAGUACAAAUCUCCGCAUGAGUUCCAGACUAGAUGAGCUAAACAGAAAUUUCUUGCAGUCAGUAAAUAAUAACUUUCUUCAAUCAGCAUUCUCACCAAUGAAUGUAAAUAGCUCUGAUGUUGAAAGCAACUUUUCAGACACCUUCCAUGAGAAUGUACAAAUAAUUUCUGAUAACUGGGACAAAAGUCAGUCUGCAUGUGAUGUCCAACACAUUGAAAAUGAUAAUCCAACUAGGACACCUGAACUUAGUGAAUGGGCUUCCUUGCCUUUAAAAUUAAACCAGAUCAACACUGAACAAAUAUGUACUGAGUGUUAUUAUCCAGUGGAAGAAAAUAGUCAUGAUGGUACAUUUUAUGGAUUAGAGAUAUCUCCUAAAGAUGAAAAUUGUUACAAAAACUUGUCAAAUGAAAAGUCUUCCAUAGCACCAUGUGAGGAUUGUAGUAAUAGUACUAAUCCUGCAUUUGAUAUCAAUAAAUUUUGUCUUGAUGUUGAAGUAGUCAAUCAUAAAUCUGGUAAUUCACAUCUUGCCUCUGUUAGAAAAUAUUCUAAAGAUCAUGAUGACAACUUGCAACAAUCAUUUCCACUUUCUGAUCAUGGUCAGAAAGAGUACACAGAGAUUGAAAACAUGCCAAUCGUUAAUUCUACUGGAAUUCAUUGCAAGAAAGACUCAGGAGAAUUUGAAUCCAUCAAAACAAAACCAAGUGACAGUAUUCUUCAAAUUACAAGUGAUGGUAAAGAUACUCUUACUUGCCAUGUGGCAGACAUUAAUUUAUCAGAAUCAUACCUUAAUAAUGUAGAAUACCAGAAUGAACAUGAUAUAGAUUGUAUCAGGCCAUUUAAAUCAUGUCAAGUGAUUAGUACACAGUUUCAAAGUAAUUAUGGAUGCUUAAUAGGUUUCUCUGAUGCUCAAAUGAAUCCUUGUGAUACACAAAGCAUUGAAAAACAUAAUGUUGAACACUCAAGUACUUCAUCAGAUAGUGAUUUACCAAGUGGUUGUUGCAGAACAGUAUGUGAAAAGUUCAAAGACAGCAUCAUUAAUGAGACAAACAUCAAUUGCAAGUGUCAAACUAAGGUAGUUAAUUUGAAAACAUCUUUAGCAUCACCAUCUUCAGAAAAGACUGGAAGUAGUAUUGUCUCAACACUAUCUGAGACUGAGGAGGCAUUUUUAAGUUCGGAUGCAAGUGCUAAUGAGGCAGAUCUAUCUUCAGAGCAGUCAUCUGCAGAUCUAUCUUCAGAGCAGUCAUCUGCAGCAGCUGUUUUCUCCCACAAUGCUCUUUACACAUCACACACAGAAACUAAACCAUUAGAUGUUUUUUAUAACAUGAAAACUUCAAACCGUGAUACUAAUUUCUUGAUGCAUUCACUACAUGAGUACAGACCAAAACAAAAUCAUGAUACAUUGACUAGGUGCAUGCCUAAUUCAUUUCCGGUGGUUGGAGAAGUACCAGAUGCAGCUUCUGAUGGUCUUCUGAGCUUACUGAGCACUCUCCGAGUCCUGCAACACAACCUAAGUCAAGGUCAUAAUCUUAGACUAUGUGCUCUGCUUUUAUCCAAACUGGAGUUGGCAAGAGAAUUUCUUGUGUUAAACAAAGCACCUACAUUUGUUGCUAUACGAGAAGAUCUGAAGCUUCUCUGUCAAACACUUGCUAGACUAAUCAGCAGCAGCAAGAGGAGGUUAUUUAUUUCUGAAAGGAGUAUCGAUUAUAGAUCUGAUGGCCACAAAGUAUCAACCAAGCAACUUAGAUCUUAUCAUCAUAACAAAAGUCAAAUAAGCCAAAGGUUGAAACCUAAUUCUUAUGAAAUAAAUUUUGGCACUAUUAAAAAAGUACAUACACCUCAAGAAACAGACAAUAAAAAGAGUGUGCUUAUGCUACUCAAUAAUAGAAUCCACAAAAGAAGCUCCUCACAAACUAAAGAUGGCGACUAUUUUAAUUUGCCCAGUCCUUCAGUCACUAACGGCAUAAAGCUAGAAUAUAAGUCGUCUCAGAAUCCAAACUGUUAUGGACUAGGUCACACUGGAUUCUUUGAGUCAAGUUCCCAAGAAUCAAUUACUAGUUCAGAUACUUGGUCAAAUUGGACUGAUCCCAGUAAUUUGACUAACAUGGAAAGUGACAGUGUGUUAGAGUCUCAGUUGGACCGUGAAUUUGAUAAAUAUCUUACUGAUAUGAAACCUCAUGUACUGAAGUUGCCACAGAAGACAGAGAGACAAAAAUGUGCUGUGUGGAUCAAAAAAUUGUGUGAACCUGUUAGAGGAGGUGUUUCUGCCAGAAAAACACGUAACUUAUAUGCACAAUUGAUGCUACAGAUGUUAAAGAAAGGCUCAUGGGAUUCACCUUUUGAUCAGAAACCUGAAUCAGGGGCAUUAAAACCACUUCCUUCAUAUUUGAUUGAAAAACUUCCAGAUUGGGUGGAAGGGGAGUUAGCUGAAACUGUGGGCUCAUCAAUCUUUGCCAAAACACUUGGCAUACCAGCCGCCACGUCUACAAGGGUUUCAAAUUCAGCUGAGUUCUUAGAGAGGCCCCACACCAGUAUGGGUCACACUCUAGAGAAAGAUCCAUCUUUGUCUUUGUCACCUAUUCGUCAUACAGAGGGUACCCAACCAAGAUAUUCUGCUGAUGACUUGAGCAUUGAAUUACAAAGGUCACCAAAAAUUUCUCAUAGACAUCAAAAAGGUCAUCAUCAUUCACCCUCAGGUGACAGGGAAAAAAGACUAUUGCCAGAUGUCAGGGUCAAGGAGAGCAGAGAGAAUGAUAAAAUCAAAGAAGUGACUAUAAGUGAAUCAGAUUGGUCUAAGCCGUAUUCUUCCACAACAUCUUCCACAUACUCACUGCUAAAAGGAACAACAUUUUAUGAUGAUCCAAGUUUUUUAAAACCUGCAGACAGAGAGAUUGCCAUGAGAGCUAAAGUGAUUGAAGCAAAGUUCCAUGAAGAAAAACUUAAGUUACAACAGAGACAUGAUACAGCUGUCCAGAAAAUUCUUGAUCGCAAAAAUUUAGAGAUUGAGGAUAUGAAAAAUCUUUAUAAAGCCAAAACAAAAGACUUGGAAGAAACUAUAGACAAGCUUGAAAGGAAAGUUCAGAAUCUAAUCAAAGAAACAGAAUUCAUUAAACAGUCUAAAGACAAGCAGAUUGCUGAGCUGAAAAAGAUUGCUGAUGACUCAAAUGAAACAAGAAAAAAUGACUAUGAGAAAAAGUUGCAUGAGUUAGUGACAGAAUUUGAACAAGAGAAGUUUGACCUCCAGAAACAACACACACAAAAUAUACAAGAAAUUCUGGAUGACACCAAUGACAGACUGCAGAGAAUGGAAGCAGAGUACACAAAUCAAACUAAUAUAACCACUGAUGUGAUCAAAGAAUUAGAAUCCAGGGUCCAGCAGCUGAUGAAUGAAGUGGACAGCUCCUUGAACCAGAGGUCAGCAGUAGAAAAAGAAAAGAAUGAUGUGUUGAUUAAAUGUGAAAAACUGUCCAAUGAAAAUGAGAGACUGAGAGAAAGAUUAGCUCAACAAGAAAGAGAUCAGAGAAAAAUCAUUGAAGCCCAGGAGCAUGAAAUCAAAAGUUUAAAAAAUAAGACAGAAGCUAGUCUAGAAUACUUGAGACAGGAGCACUCUAUGGCAACCAGUAAAGCUGCUGAUACUAUUAAAGAUCUGGAGGAAAAAAUUGAGCAACUGAAAAAGUCUUUGAAAGAUUCAGAAGAACAUAGACAAAGAUUAAUUAGGGAAAUGGAACAAAAUCAUCAACAAGACAAAUUGCAUUUAGAGAAUCUCCAUGACAAACAGAUUCGUAAUUUAAAAAAAGAAAUUGAACAGAUGGAUGCUGACUGGCACAAAAAAGUGAUGAAAUUGGAACAGUUGGUCAAAGAUAAGGACCAGGAGAUUCACAAAGUCAAAGAACAAAAACAACAACAGAAACUCCAAGCUGAACAAGCUUUAGAGGAUUUUAAAUCAGAGAUCGAAAGAAAUCAAAACAAGAUCUAUGAUGAGAUGAAACAACAGAUGCAGCAAGUAGAGAUAGAUCUACAGAAGUCUAAACAAGCCAGAGAGAAACAAUCCAAGGAGUUUGCUAAACAAUUAGAGGAUGAAAAAUACAGCCACCAGCAUGAGCUGGCUGAGUUAAAGAUGAACUAUGAAGCAGAUAAAUCCCAGUUCAUGAGAGAGUUCCACAUGCAGAAAGAGUUUCUACUGUCUGAACAUGAGAGAGAUCUUGAGAACCUGAAGGAGCUUCACAGAACUGAAGUCUUGUCUUUGGAAGCCAGAAUGAAAGAAAAGCAAGAUAAAGCUGAAAAAUCAGCUAUUGAUAAUGAAAGAUGCAUUAGAGAGUUACGGGAGGACCUAUUACAAGCCAAUCAACUUCGCAAGCAGCAGCUGGUGGAGCUCGGGUUACUGAGGGAAGAGGAAAAGCAAAAAAUGCACAGAGAUCAUGAGGCUGAAAUUGCUCGUGUUAGGGGAGAGAUGGAACAACAAAGAUUAGCUUUACAAAGAACUCACAGUACAGACAUGGAGAAUGUUCUAGAGAAAACAAAUCAACGCCUCAUAGCACUUGAGAAAGAUUUUACAGAGAGAGCAAAUAAAUCAUCUGAGACAAUAACAGAGUUGCAGGCAGUUAUUAAACAGUUACGAGAUGAUCUUCAAAGGUGUAAAGAAAAUUAUGAAAAUAAAAUGACUGAUCUGAAACGUAAUCAUGAGGAUGAGAAAAGGAGCUUAAAGAAAAAAUUCUCACACAGUAUAGAAGGAGUAAAGAAUGAGUUAGAAGUUCAAAGGAGCAGGGGCAACAAUGCAGAAAGAAGACUACAAAAAGCUGAAUCAGAUCUAGAAGAAAGGUUGACAGAGCUUAAAAUUCACUACGAAGAAAAAUUACGCGGCCUUGUUCCAUUGGAUGUGAAAAAAGAGCUGGAAGACACCAUUGCUGCCCUCAAGUCCCAGGUCAACUCACUACACUUAAGGUCAACCUUACUGCAGGAAGAACUUGAUAGCAGAAAUGGACUAAGCUCAUUUGGCACUCUGACAAGCUCAGUCAUUAAAUCAGCUGUUUGAUAUUAUCUCAACGUUGUACAUUCCAUCUGCCUUGUAUUAUUUAAUGCAAUAUUUAUCUUUCUUUGUAGCAUUGGACUUGUACAAUACAAGUACACUGUGAAACGUGAAAUAUUUAUGACUUGUACAAUACAAGCAAACUAUAUAAUGUGUACAAUUUGUUCAAGUACACUAUAUCAUUCACAUUUACCUUGUACUAUUCAGGCACACACACACCAUAACAUAUAAAUGACUUGUACAGCACAAGUAUAUUUUACAAUAUAUAGGACUUGUACAAGCUCAAUAUAUUUUGUCAUGUUUGAUAUAAUGGAGUAUUGUUUCUUUUUUGUAUGCUUUUUAUUGGCUUGUCAAAUUGUUUUAUUUACAGAUAUAAAUAUUUAUGAUAUUUGAUAUGUACAUUAGCUAAUUAUUUGUUUAUACUAUGCCAAAAGUAAUGAAAAAUAAUGAAACUAAA